AUGGUGACCCGUCGCCGAUUUGGCCACCGCUUGAUAGCUCUGGCGGCCAUCCUCACUUUUCUCGGUCUCUUCCACUUCUUCACCUUGACUCCUGGCCACCCAUCCGAUCUUCAAUCUCCAUCAAUACACCACCCCAUCUCCAAAACCACCCAUCCCGACACCGAAAAUGCCGGCGAUUCAACGCUGCUCUGUCCUCCGAUGGACGGAAUGGACGAUAUCCUUGUCGUCAUGAAGACCGGCGUCACCGAGGCCAAGGAAAAAGUCCCGGUGCAUUUCCAGACCACCUUACGCUGCGUUCCACACUACGUGAUCUACUCCGAUUUCGAAGAAGAGAUCGAGGGCGUCAAGAUCUACGAUGUCCUUCAAGGCAUGGACCCUGACGUGAUGACACAAGUUCCCGACUUUGACCUCUACAAUCGAAUCAAGAAGCUCGGACGUCAGGGUCUCGCGGAAAAUGACUUUGCGGACGAGGCCAACUCGGCCGUGGGCAAACCCAACAACCCCGGGUGGAAGUUGGACAAGUGGAAGUUCUUACCCAUGAUCAUCGAGGCCCUGCGCUACAAGCCCAAGGCCAAGUGGUAUGUUUUCAUGGAAGCCGACACGUACAUCUCAUGGCCGACCCUUCUCGCAUGGCUCAAGCACUUCAAUCACAAAAAGCCAUGGUACCUCGGUACCGAGACCCAGAUCGCCGACGUCAUCUUCGCGCACGGCGGCUCGGGGUUUAUGAUCUCCCAUGCGGCGCUCAAGCUCGCGGCCGAGGAAUACACCGCACGUCGUACCGAAUUGCAUCACUAUACGGACGGCCACUGGGCAGGUGACUGUGUCCUGGGUAAAGUGCUGGCUGACGCGGGCGUCAACCUCCACUUCUCCUGGCCAAUUCUCCAAAACUCCAACCUUGGCGAGCUGGACGAAUUUAACGUCGACCUCUAUCGCCAGCCAUGGUGCUUCCCGGCCGCCGCCUUCCACCAUCUCAACGCUCAGAAAAUUCAGGAUCUGUGGUCUUACGAGCAAAAGCGUUGGCAGGAUAAGGACAAACGUGUUCUCCUCCACAGUGAUGUAUUCCGUGACCUGCUCUACCCCGACAUCGCCCUGAAACCCGCCCGUAUCGGGUGGGACAAUCUCUCCGCCGACGAGCAAUCCACCGCCUCAAGUUUCGAAGAAUGUCGCCAAAUCUGCGACCAACUUGACGACUGUACACAAUUCUCCUUCCGCGACAAAUCCUGCUUCACCAGUCGCACUCCUCGCCUCGGUGCGGCCAACCCCAACACCGUCUCAGGCUGGAUGGUGGAUCGCAUCCGCGCCAACAUGGAAAAAAGCGGUUUCUGCAAGACUACCGAAUGGGGAGCAGAGUAG
Penicillium oxalicum is the source of this 1353-nucleotide messenger RNA. Its product is annotated as glycosyltransferase family 31 protein. The coding region runs from base 1 to 1353 and encodes 450 amino acids. The transcript has 2 exons. Gene Ontology annotation, cellular component: membrane. Gene Ontology annotation, molecular function: glycosyltransferase activity. The record is from RefSeq and is a predicted model, not a curated record. NCBI's taxonomy places the organism in Eukaryota, Fungi, Ascomycota, Eurotiomycetes, Eurotiales, Aspergillaceae.